Messenger RNA from Saprolegnia parasitica CBS 223.65, 519 nucleotides. RefSeq lists its product as hypothetical. Bases 1 to 519 code for a protein of 172 amino acids. Gene Ontology annotation, biological process: transmembrane transport; calcium ion transport. Gene Ontology annotation, cellular component: membrane. The record is from RefSeq and is a predicted model, not a curated record. NCBI's taxonomy places the organism in Eukaryota, Oomycota, Saprolegniomycetes, Saprolegniales, Saprolegniaceae. The transcript has 2 exons. Gene Ontology annotation, molecular function: monoatomic ion channel activity.
AUGACGAUCGAUGACCAAGUCGCGCAUUGCUCGACCGGGCUCGAGUGCUCCACGACGACAAUUCGCUACGGUCUGCUCUCCGGCGGAGGGCUUGACGACUACAUCUCGUCGUCGCUCGGCCACAACCUCGAUUACGCCCAGCCCAAGCUCUACUUUCAGCGCAUGGUCUACGACAUGGCCUUCUACGUCAUCGUCAUCACGCUCUUCCUCAACAUGAUCCAAGGUAUCAUCAUCGACGCCUUUACGUCCGUGCGCGAAGCGUCCGAGCAAAAGGCCGCCAUGAAGCGCGACCGCUGCCUCGUGUGCAACCGGUCGCGCAACGCGAUCGAAGUCGCGGGCAUGGAGAAGGGCCUCCUCAACAACUUUGGCCGCCACACAGAGACCGAGCACAACCUUUACCACUACUUUUUCUACAUCCAGUACGUUCUCGGCAAGGACGACAAGGAGCGCAACGGCAUCGAAUCGUACGUCUACGAAAAGCUCAAGACAAGCGACAUGUCGUGGAUCCCGCGCGUCUAA